This is a messenger RNA of Perca fluviatilis (European perch), 1441 nucleotides long. RefSeq names its product family with sequence similarity 169 member B (gene fam169b). The record is from RefSeq and is a predicted model, not a curated record. The coding region runs from base 330 to 1193 and encodes 287 amino acids. NCBI's taxonomy places the organism in Eukaryota, Metazoa, Chordata, Actinopteri, Perciformes, Percidae. The transcript has 9 exons.
AAUAUUAUAUAAUUAUCAACGUUGUCAUACAGUACAUUAUUUGGAUGUCUAAUAUUUAAAUGUUUAUGUGAGCAAAUCGUUUGCUUAUAUUUUGAAGUCCACCUCACAUGUUUCCGGUCAUCUGAUGGAGCUUGCAGAAGGACGAGGUGACGCAAUGGCUCUGUGUUUUCAGAGGGAGGCGCUGUAGGUCAAAGGAAAGAGGCGUCAAGGUGGAUCCAAAGUGCGUGUAGGGAAGUUCCAGGUGGAGCGGAGAGCUUCUCCUGUCAACGUCGUUGACUCUGCUGUUCUAUAACCUAUUCAGUUGUAAACUGUAUUCCCUUUGAGAGGCCAUGUACCCCGUAGACCUUCCAGAUGUGGAUGACACUGGACUGACAUCGGCAUCUGAACAGUACCUCUCUUCUUUGGAGUCAAGAACUUGGAAUAAUGAGUGGUUUCAAUUAUCACAGACUUCAAAGGUAGCGAUCACAGCUGACAAUGCAAGGCGGGUGCAGCUGUUUGAAGAUGACCAACCCGACUGUGCACUGCUGGCGCUUUACUCUCCAGAUGAUCCAACACAAGUGGUGGCUUUAUACCUGCAUGAGAAGUGGUGGUGUGUGGAGGACGUCUUACGAACGUCCAGCAAGUCCAGAAGUGGCUUGAUUACGGUGCAGUCGCUCAUGGAGAGGGUGAUUGUGUUCCUGCUCAGUCAGGUGGUGGAGAGGUCCUCGCAGGAGAAGGCGUUGUUCUCCCUGCACCCCCGCACAGAGAGCUGCAAACUGCUGUGGAGAGACAGCCAGGCGGUCGGCUUCUACACCGUCAAACACAAAGGCAGCCUGUGUGACAGCUGGAGCAGUCGCUGCUACCUGCUGCCUGCUCUGGACACGGUGCUGGUGAGGAGAAGCUGGAGGAGGAGAGGCUUUGGGCUUCUGAUGCUGGAAGAUUACUGCUCCUCGUUCUACACAGAGACAUGUCUGGGAGUCAGCUCUCCAUUAUCACCCAGCAUGGCGGCAGUGUGCAGGAGCUUUCUGCAGCAGCACGAGGAACAUCUGGAGCAGCUGUAUGAGGUGGAGGCUCCAGGGAACUGGACUCAGCGACGAAACAUCUGGCUCAGCAUCCAGCUAGGCCGCUACUCCCUCGGCAAUAAUGAGGAGAAUAGUCCAACAUCAGGAGAAACGCAGAGGAAUGAAGGCGAUGACUCCUCUCAGAAGACCUAGAGUCGUCCUGUGGACCUGACCUCAGCGAGCACCUGUAAUGUGAACGUUCCACUGGUAAUAGACUCUGCCGCAAAACAAAUGAAACCCUGUGAUCCAAGCCGAGGAGAAGCUCCCAGAGCAGCGAGAUCUCUGGAACAGGAUGUCCUGCAGCCCACACUGAUGGUCUGCACUCUGGAGCUCCCAGCAGACCACCACAGGCCCUAAACACAAAACAAGUCCUGAAACCCAAGCCCUCUCUAUCUGCAGAG